AUGGAGGGAAUUAUUAAGCAAAGCGAAUCUAUUCCUGUAGCGCAGCAAACACGCCUUGGGUGGAUUUUAUGCGGCAACGUAAAGUCGUUCCAAUGUAACGUAGUAAUGGUUGACGUGGAUAGCCUUCAAAAAUUUUGGUCAAUCGAAGACAUUAACGAAGACAUAGAUAUAUCACAAGAGGAUUAUCAAUGUAUUCAGCAAUACAAAUCAACAACAACUCGUCAGUCAGAUGGAAAAUACGUUGUUCGUCUCCCUUUACAUCCAGACGCAGAUGAAAAGCUAGGAUUAUCGAAAACAAAAGCAUGCGCUCAAUUUUAUCAAUUAGAACGAAAGCUACAAAAAGACGACAAUUUAUUUAAUAAAUAUAAAUCAUUCAUAAACGAAUACAAAGAAUUGGGUCACAUGCACUUAACAAUAGCGCGUAACAUGAAACCUACCUACUACAUGCCGCACCACGGUGUACAUCGAGCCGAUUCGAGUACUACGUCAUUACGAGUUGUGUUUAAUGCAUCCGAAAAAACAUCGACGGGUGUAAGCCUUAAUGACGUCAUGUAUAGAGGUCCGAACUUACAGCAGGAUAUCUUAUUAUUAAUAUUAAAUUGGAGACAAUAUCCUUACGCAUUUAUAGCAGAUAUCGAAAAAAUGUUUCGACAGAUUUUAAUUUCAAAGCAAGAUCAACGUUAUCAGCAAAUAGUUUGGCGCGAAAAUCCGAAUCAACCACUCAAGGAAUAUACUUUGUCAACUGUUACGUAUGGUACAAAAGCAGCGCCCUUUUUAGCAAUGAUGACGCUCAAGCAGUUAGCCAAGGACGAAUGCAACCGUUACCCGAUAGCAGCGAGGGUGUUAGAAGAACAAUUUUACAUGGAUGAUCUUCUUAGCGGUGCAUUUGACAACAUAUCAGCGAAGCAAUUGCAAAGAGAUCUUAUCGAUUUACUCAAAUCUGGAGGAUUUAAUCUCCGCAAAUGGUCAGCGAAUGAGUCAUCAUUAUUAGAAGACGUUGAUAAAGCAGAAAACCUAGCAAGCGAUACGUACAAUUUUAAGCAUCAGGAAUCAACGAAAGCACUCGGUCUUAGUUGGAAUGCCAAAGAAGACAAUUUUAAGUUUAUGUGCAAACUAACUCCGCAAUCCGAUUUACGGCCUACGAAGCGAGAACUACUAGGAGAAAUAUCAAAGAUAUUCGAUCCUCUUGGUUGGUUGGCACCAGCUGUAGUUCAACUAAAACUAUUAUUUCAAAGCGUAUGGUUAACUAAAUUAAAUUGGGAUGACGUCAUACCGGACAAGAUUAAUCUUGAAUGGCAAAAAUUAAGAGCAGACAUAGAAAAUAUUGGUAAUAUCGAAAUCCCGAGAUGGAUUUGCAGCGAGAGAGACGACUGCAUCGAAUUACACGGUUUUUGUGAUGCGUCGUUGAAGGCAUAUGCAUGCGUAGUAUAUGCACGGAUAGUGCGUAACGAUCAAACGCACAUAUCACUUUUAGCCGCCAAAACGAAACUUGUCCCCGUCAGCAAAACUAGCCCUUCGUCAAAGACCGACAUAUCGUUACCGAGACUAGAGUUAAGCGGUGCACUUUUGCUCUCGAAACUUAUGAUAAAGGUCAAGCAAAGUUUAAGCGAUCGCGAUGUAAAAAUGUUUGCGUGGUGUGACUCAACAGCUGUACUUGGAUGGCUACAGGGCGAGCCCAGCCGCUGGAAGCCUUUCGUCGCAAACCGAGUGAUUAAAAUAACAAAAACUUUACCACCACAGACUUGGCGUUAUGUUAAAUCUAGCGAUAAUCCCGCAGACUGUGCUAGCCGUGGCAUGAGCAUCGCACUUUUAGAAAAACAUGACCUAUGGUGGAAAGGGCCCACCUGGCUACUCAGUGAUCUUAAACAUCAACAGCAAUUAACGUAUGAUACUAAAUUAGAAGCAAAGAAAAUGUUAUCAAAUGUCGUUACAAAGAAUAACGAACAAGGUUUAUUAAGAGUUGGAGGUCGUCUAAAAAACAGCAACAUCUCAUAUAACAUGAAACAUCCCUACAUAAUACCACAGAGCAGUCAUCUUACUAAUUUAUUAAUUGAUUUAGCACAUAAGUCAACUUUCCACGGUGGAGCGAGGUUGACGAACUCUUGGCUACGUCAGCGAUAUUGGAUACUCGGCGGAAACAGAGCGGUUAAGAAACGUUUAUAUAAUUGUGUAAUAUGCAAGCGACAUAGCCCGGUAAAACAACUACAAAUAAUGGGAGAUUUACCCGGAGCUAGAACAAACCCUACAAGACCGUUUUAUCACACGGGGGUAGACUUCACGGGACAUGUAGACGUGAAAUCAAGCAAGGGUCGCGGUAUCAAAACAAGCAAAGGAUAUGUGGCUGUAUUUAUCUGUAUGGUCACAAAAGCGGUUCACUUAGAGUUAGUAUCAGACUUAUCAUCAUCUACUUUUUUAGCUGCGUUACGUAGGUUAGCAGCAAGAAGAGGAACUCCUCGUCACAUAUACAGUGACAACGGAACGAAUUUCGUAGGAGCCAGCAAAAUUUUAGCGAAUGAAUUUAUUGACCAGCAAUCUAUUUUAACGGAGGAUUUAUUCACGGAAAUUAGCGAGAUGCAAAUUGAGUGGCACUUCAAUGCACCUUCCUGGCCUAGCGCGGGAGGACUUUGGGAAGCCGCGGUUAAAAGCCUAAAAUAUCAUCUACGUAGAGUCCUAGGCGAUCAAAAGCUAACGUACGAAGAGUUCGCCACUCUACUUUAUCAGCUAGAAGCCUGUCUAAAUUCGAGACCCCUAUCUCCUCUAUCUGAAGAUCCUGAUGACUUAGCAUAUCUCACACCUUCCCACUUUUUAGCGAGCGGUCCAAUUUUAACAAUCAUAGAAACCGAGAGAGAUGAGAGAACGAGGUGGCAAUUGACGCAAAAAAUAUUUAGUGAUAUUUGGAAACGGUGGCGAGCUGAAUAUUUAACGUCAUUAUCAGCCAGAAGCAAGUGGAAAACAUCAAAGCCUAACAUCAAGUUGAACGACAUCGUGAUCAUACAUGACGCUCUUCUACCUCCAGGAAAAUGGGCUUUGGGUCGUGUGAUUGAAUUACACCCUGGAUCAGACGGCUACGUCAGAGUCGUAAGCGUAAAAACUAAGACGGGCAUUAUCAAGCGACCGCAAUUGAAGUUCCAUGACCGCAUGUUACUGAAUCAGCGUUUCCAUUCAACGAGGCGCACGCGACCAGGCCUUAUCAAUGGUGUCAGCUCUCGGGAAGCGCAUUCAGGGGAUAGCAGCAGCAGCGGGCCUGUGGUGUGCGUGGCGGCGGCGGCGGCGAGCGCCCUCCGCGGCGGUCGCGCCGCGCACCCGCGCGCAGCGUGCCAUCAGUGA
This is a messenger RNA of Colias croceus (clouded yellow), 3327 nucleotides long. RefSeq lists its product as uncharacterized. The coding region runs from base 1 to 3327 and encodes 1108 amino acids. The transcript has 4 exons. The record is from RefSeq and is a predicted model, not a curated record. Gene Ontology annotation, biological process: DNA integration. Lineage: Eukaryota; Metazoa; Arthropoda; Insecta; Lepidoptera; Pieridae. Gene Ontology annotation, molecular function: nucleic acid binding.